AUGUCAUUAGCGUAUCUAAGUCAACAAACAACUAUCUAUGUAGGACUGUUUCUCAUUGUUACGGGUGUCAUAGGAAACAGUUUAAAUGUCUUCGUGUUUUCAACUGUUCGUUUGUAUCGAAGAAAUCCUUGUACGUUUUAUUUCCUAAUCCGUUCGAUUGACAACAUUGGUUUCAUUCUGGUUAAUCUGACCGUACGGAUUAUUAGUGUUGGCUAUGGAUAUGAUCUGACUCGUACGUCUGUUGUUUGGUGUAAAAUUCGACAAUAUAUCCUGCUUAUUCUUGGUUUAAUUUCAUUUAUGUUAUCGUGCUUAGCUGUCAUCGAUCAAUUCCUCGCAACGUCAAGAAAUGCUAAUUUACGUCGUGUGAGCAACAUAUCGUGGGCACACCGAAUUGUAUGUCUAGUGCUGAUUUUCUGUUGUUUGUAUGGAAUACCUGCUCUUAUAUUCGUUGAUAUUUCACCGAGUCUCAAACUCUGCAUGAUUGCCAACGCUAACUACGCAAUUUAUAUUUCAAUACAUGUUCUCAGUUUUACUUGCAUUAUUCCAGUGUUGGUAACGGUUAUUUUUGGAUAUUUGACAUAUCGUUCCAUCCAUUCGACACGAGCCCUUGUAGAGCAGCAAGUUGAUCGACAGUUAGUGCGUAUGGUCUUCUCUGAAGUUGCAAUUAUCGUUGUAUCCAUUACUCCAUAUGGCGUCAACACAGUUUAUAGUUUAAUCACAAGUCGUAUGGCAAAGGACACAAAUCAGUUGUCUAUAGAAUCAUUCGUCUCGACAAUUACCAGUUUGUUAUGCUAUUUUUAUUACACAGUAUGUUGA
This is a messenger RNA of Adineta ricciae, 816 nucleotides long. NCBI's taxonomy places the organism in Eukaryota, Metazoa, Rotifera, Eurotatoria, Adinetida, Adinetidae. The record is from the annotation of a GenBank genome assembly.